AUUCAUUCUUCAUUAGUUCAUAUGAGAGGUAUAAUAAUUGGAUCGGGCGUGGAGAAAAGGUCUUUUUCAAAUUGGUUUUUUCUUCAGUGAAAGAAAAAAUUACAAACCGGAACUUAUGAGGAAAAGUGCAGGCGGUGGAAAAGUUUUAAUUUACUGAGUGCAGUUAAAUGUCGCAGCGGAAAUUAAUAAAAACGGUGUACUGGUAUUCGUCGCGUCGGAUGAAGUAGAAAAUUAGAGAUAUUUUCUUGUGGCAGUUUUCAGUUGUCUACCUGCCGCAGCCGCUACCAAUAACGGCGGCAACAACAAGAGCACCAAUAAAUACUUUAGCGGUAGCGCGAGCAACAACAACAUAUCUGCUCCAAACUCCAUUCAACCUGUGUGGUUGUUGGGUGCUGCCGUCAUCGUCGCCAUCAGAGUUAGUGCCGCCUCCCAAAUGGCUGAGACGUGGAAAAUCGCUAAUUUUUAAAAGAAAAUUUUACUCAAGCAUAAAACAAAGAAAAAAAGUUCGGUGAAAAAUGAAAAAUUCGUGAGAAGAUUAGGAGAAUAGUGAAAGCAGCAAAAGAAAAGGAGUACACGAAAGCGAAAAAGAGAGAAGCCGCUGUUGGUGUUGUUCCUCACAGCAAAAAUAGGUGUGAAUUCGAAAUAGAAUUUAUAAAUGUAACAAUCAAGUUUCAUAAAUUUAUUAACGUAAAAGUUCAAAUAUAUGUGUGUGUGUUUGCAUGUAAUUCGAUUCAAAUAAAAUAAUUCCACAUUUUUGCAUUUAGAAACUUGAGAAAAAUUCCAAACACAAAUACAACAAAGAUAAUAAGGAGAAGUAGAUGUCAUGAAGUGAUUAAACUAACGAUGAAUAUCAUAAAUGAAUAAGAAGAGAAGAACAGAUAAUGAAGUGAAGCGAAAAGUGCAAAGUGGGAGACUGGAGUAAAUUACAAAAGAAUAGAAUUAAACUAAAUAGAAGAAGUGAAUAACAGUAAUAAAAGACAAACAUAAAAUAAAAAUAAACGAGAAUUAUUUCUUUAGAAGGCAUAUAGUGAACAAAAGGAGAGGAAAUAGCAGAAAAUAGCAAAUCAAAAUGGCGCACCAGCAGCAACUUGCCCCAUCUGUGAACUGUUCAUUGGAUGAUAUCGAUUUGAAUGCAUUGAAGGAUCCCGCUGGUAUCUUCGAGCUAAUCGAGGUCGUCGGCAAUGGCACCUAUGGGCAAGUCUACAAGGGUCGCCAUACGAAGACUGGUCAAUUGGCUGCCAUAAAGGUGAUGGAUGUCACCGAGGACGAGGAGGAGGAAAUUAAAUUAGAAAUCAAUGUGCUUAAGAAAUACUCAAAUCAUCGUAAUAUUGCAACUUAUUAUGGAGCUUUUAUAAAGAAAUCUCCCCCUGGUAAAGACGAUCAAUUAUGGCUGGUAAUGGAGUAUUGUGGUGCCGGGUCUGUGACCGACCUCGUCAAGUCGACAAAGGGUCAGAGCCUUAAGGAGGAAUGGAUUGCGUACAUUUGUCGCGAAAUAUUGCGUGGUCUCAGCUACUUGCACUCAAACAAAGUUAUACAUCGUGAUAUCAAGGGGCAAAAUGUGUUGCUCACAGAUAAUGCCGAAGUGAAAUUAGUUGACUUUGGUGUGUCCGCACAACUGGAUCGCACGAUAGGUCGGCGAAACACAUUCAUAGGCACUCCAUAUUGGAUGGCACCGGAAGUGAUUGCCUGCGAUGAAAAUCCGGAAGCCACAUACGAUAACCGCUCGGACUUGUGGUCGUUGGGCAUAACAGCACUGGAAAUGGCUGAAUCUCAGCCACCGCUGUGUGAUCUGCAUCCGAUGCGUGCAUUAUUUUUGAUUCCACGCAAUUCUCCGCCACGUCUAAAAUCGAAAAAGUGGUCAAAGAAAUUCCACGGAUUCAUUGACACAGUUCUUGUGAAAGACUACCACCAGCGGCCUUACACAGAGCAAUUAUUAAAGCACGCAUUCAUUAAGGAUCAGCCCACAGAUCGUCAGGUGCGGAUACAGCUGAAGGAUCACAUCGAUCGUUGCAAGAAGCGGAAGCAGGAGAAGGAUCGUGAUGACUUUCACUAUUCCGGUUCAGAUAAUGAUGACGAUGAACCGCAGAUUGCUGGCGAGCCAAGCUCCAUCAUACAGGCACCGGGCGGGGAUACCUUGCGUCGCAACUUUCAACAGAUUCAGGAAGGACGUAUUGCUGCCGAGCAACAGCAGCAACAACAGAUUGCAGCGGCUGCUGCAGCUGCACAAGCCCAAGCACAGGUGCAGGCACAAGCCCAACAGCCGCAAGCUAAUCGUAACCAGAAACCGCAAUCGCGCGAACAAAGGCAACAAAUCGAAGAACCAGGACCGCCAUCACGUCCGGCCUUGCCUCAACGCGUUAUUGUGGUACCCGAUCCACCACUUGCAAAUCCACCACAUGCCAAUCGCCCGUUGCCACCGACUCCGAAAAGCUCAGAACCCACUGCUCAAACGCCACAGCAACAGCAGCGCAAUUCUCAAAACAAUUUCAAACCAUCGGAUUUGGACAUGAUAGCAGCACAACUUAAUGAAUUGGGCGUCUCUCAACAGCCGCAGCCGCAGUCGCAACCGCAGACCACUUUCGGACAGCCACAAUCACAAUUGCAGCAGCAGGCCCAACCGGAGGCGCCACCACGUAAUAAUCGCCAAUCGGUGCCACCUUCUUCAUCGCAGAUGAAAUCGGCUCCAGCCGUACCACCGAUAUCGAACAAUCAUCAUCAUGCGCAGCCAAUAAAUCCAUUAGAUCCGCUGGAUAGCAGCGACACAGAUAGUGAGCCCGAUGAGCCCAACGAACGUGGACGCAAUGAUGGCACCUUGUUAGCUAGUGAUCCACCGAAGCCACUGCCUGGGCUUGGACCCGUUUCCGAGGACACAACGACCACUCCCAUCAGCCAUGGCAGCAGCAGCGGCGGCGGACCACCAAAUCGUCCAUUGCCUCCCACACCGGACGACGAUGAUCAGGCUGGCGAUCGCACAUUAAUCAUGAAGAGGAAACUCGAAAACCAAAACAAAAUCCAAAAGUCUGCCUCCACAACCUGUGCCAAUCGUCCAUCCCGAGAUGAAGUUGUACUCAUGCGCGAAUGGGACAUCGAGAAAUUCUUUCCGCACCGCGAAGGCGGCAGUAAUGGCAACGCUAACAGUAAUGCCGCUGCAAUCUCCAAUUCGAGCACACUGAAGGUUGAACAAAAGCUGCAACGCAGCAGUGUUUCCGAGAUGUCGCGUCGCAAUUCCCAUCAUAAUUCGCCAACGACGCGACAACAAUUACAGCAACAACAACAGCCACCACCCGUGCCACAAGGCUUCCAGCCUCUAAAAGGACCCAAAGAAACGCCACAAAAAACACAACAGCAACUUCCGGUUCGGCCAAGCCACACCGCUGGCGGUAACGCUAGCAGCAACAGCAGCAGCAGCAGUAGCAGUGCGAGCACCACCAGUGCAGGUGCACAAAAGUCGAGCGGCUCCAACCGCAUCAGCAGCAGUUGUACUAACGCGGUCAGUGUCAGCAGCUCCGCCGGUGCACAAAAAGCACAGCCCCAGCAGCAAGUGCACAAACGCCAGGAGUCCGAUUCGAAGCUGCCUAAUUUCAUGCGCAGCUUUAGGCGUGAAAACUCGGACUUCUUCCCACAAAUGAAGCGCUACUCUGCCGUGCUGAGCAGCAAUAGCAGCAAUCUAAGCUCGCCACAAUUAGUGCAAGCGCAGCGGGCAAGCGUCAUGCUACCUCGCAGCAGCAUGUACAACAACAAGGGCGAUAUAGCUGCCACCGACAAUAAGCCAAAGGAAAUGAAAACAUGUAGUGCGACCACUACUUCCACAGCCACUACAGCGACUAGUGCUUCCAAUGCUGCUAAGCAGCAAACGCCAUCAGAGCAGCAACAAACGACGACGCCAAAGCCAAUCAGCACUCCAAGUGCUAGCAAAGCGAGCACGCCCGCAAUAACGGCGCAGCCACAAACCAAAACAAGCUGGACAAAUAAUUUGACUCCGGGUAAAUUAGAUUUCCUACGGCCUAGACGCGAAAAGACUGAAUCGGUAAUUGUGUUGCAAAACUCCGCAGCUAGACAGCAGUCAUUCCUGGCGCAACAACUACUACAGCAGCAGAAUCGUAGCAGUGAGAAUAGCGGUCUCGGCACUCCAGGAACUCGCACAAGCAGCGUCUUACCCGAUUUGCUUAGUCAAGCUUCACCGGCAACGCCACCGCGCCAUGAUAAAUCAUCCAGCGAGGAGUAUCAAGCGGCCAUCAACUCAUCAGUGCAUUCCACGCCGUCAAAGUCGUUUAUUAGUUCGAACAAUUCGCCGCAGUCGACAAUUUCAUUGUCGUCGUCCUCGCGACAGAAUAGUCCGAAAAAUUCAAUUAGCAAAACUAGGUCUACCAGCAGUAUUACUAAUCUAUUGCACAAUAUUUCAUCUUCCAAUAUCUCAUCGCCGCAAUUGUCCGCCAAUUUGCCGCCGCAUGCGUAUGCGCUACAACAGAAACAGCGUAGUUUCCUCACGUUUGGCUUUGGUGCUGGUGGCUCGGGACCGACACGUCGUGAGUCGCACAUAAAUGUGAAUGUGACGCCAACGUCGCACGAGGCGACCAGCGACACACCGGAAAUACGUAAAUAUAAGAAACGCUUCAACUCGGAGAUUCUAUGUGCGGCUUUAUGGGGUGUCAACCUAUUGAUUGGCACCGAAAAUGGCCUAAUGUUGCUGGAUCGCUCUGGACAAGGAAAAGUGUAUCAGUUGAUCUCGCGCCGUCGUUUCCAGCAAAUGGAGGUGCUAGAAGGUCAAAAUAUCUUAGUUACCAUAUCUGGAAAGAAGAAUCGUGUGCGCGUUUACUAUUUGUCAUGGCUGAAAUCGAAAAUCCUACGGACUGAUGGACUUUCUGAUCAAGUGGAGCGUCGCAAUGGCUGGAUAAAUGUUGGUGAUUUACAAGGUGCUGUACAUUUUAAGAUUGUGAAAUACGAAAGGAUUAAGUUCCUAGUGAUCGCAUUAAAAGACUCAAUUGAAAUUUAUGCAUGGGCCCCCAAGCCAUACCACAAAUUUAUGGCAUUUAAGAAUUUUGGCGAUUUGGAACAUCGUCCGCUUUUAGUAGAUCUCACCAUAGAGGAUCAGUCACGUCUUAAAGUGAUUUAUGGUUCUGCAGAGGGUUUCCACGCGGUCGACUUGGACUCCGCUGAAGUAUACGAUAUUUAUCUUCCUAAACAUACUCAUGAUGCAAUCAUUCCGCAUUGUAUAGUGGCGCUUCCGAAUUCGAAUGGCAUGCAACUUUUGCUCUGUUACGAUAACGAAGGUGUCUAUGUAAAUACGGUUGGACGAGUUUCCAAGAAUAUUGUCUUGCAGUGGGGUGAAAUGCCGACAUCCGUGGCCUACAUCGGCACUGGACAAAUCAUGGGCUGGGGUAACAAAGCAAUAGAAAUUCGUUCGGUGGAAAGUGGUCAUUUGGAUGGCGUGUUUAUGCACAAAAAAGCUCAGCGCUUGAAAUUCCUGUGCGAGCGUAAUGACAAGGUGUUCUUUAGCAGUGCCAAAGGUGCUUCAUCGUGUCAAAUAUAUUUUAUGACACUCAACAAGCCAGGCAUGGCCAAUUGGUAAUCAGUCAGCGAAUUCAUGGAAUUCGAAGUGAUAAAUGCGCAACGUAGCAACGUACGAUUAUAAUGAGCGUAGAAAAUAUUGAAACGAAACAAAUAGAAAUGCUGAUUGAUUACGACGCAAUCGACGACAGUUUGUUUCUCGUAAUUAUAAGUGAAUUUUAAAUUAAAGUAUAUUAUAAACCCAAUAACGAGAGAUAAAAAACAAAAAAAAAAAACAAAAAUAGAAUACAAAAAAUAAAACGCUAAGUUGCUGCUUGAUACUGCUGAAAACCCGUAUUACAUUAAGCAUUAGCAGACUUACGAUACAAAGAAGAAGAAGAAGAAGCAAUGAAAUGGAAUAUCAGCCAUUUAAUUUGAGAUAUAUAUACCGACACACGAAUGAGAAUCAAAUUGAGAGUUUUGUACCCUAGAACGGUACUAAAGUAUAUCUAAAAAUAUGUUGAUGCGGGAUACACAAAAUUGAAUUUGCACAGGCAGAGAAGCAAUAGUGAAUCGAGUUGAAAACAUGAGUUUAAAUUAAUGUUAUUACUUAGUUGUGUUAUUGAUAAUUUAUAUAGAAAAAGAAAUUGAAGGAAAAUUCAGUUGAAACAAAGCAUAGACAUCGUAGACAGACGAAAUUUCCAUAUACAUACUUAUGCACAGCUACACUCACUUCCCUUGCGGGCAUAUAUUUCGGAUUUAAAGUUACAAAAAAUUGUUAUGACUCCUAAUUUUAUUAGGCCUUUGAUGAGAGGAGUUCACGAAUUGAAAAAUGAAUAUUAAUUUUGAGCUUCCGUUAGGGCAACAGUUGCAUUCGAAAGCAUUCUCUUUUUACUAUCGAAUCUAAAGUUGAGAAAAUCUGUUAUGACUCCUAAUUUCAUUAGGCCUUUGACGAGAGGAGUUCACGAAUUGAAAAGUAAAUAUUAAUUUUGGGCUUCCGUUACGUCAACAGUUGCAUUCCAAUGCAUUCUCUUUUUACUAUCGAAUUUAAUGCUAAAAAAAUAAGUUAUGACUCCUAAUUUCAUUAGACCUUUUGAGUAGAGCAGUUUACGAAUUGAAAAAUGAAUAUUAAUUUUGUGCUUCCGACAUCUCAAUAGUUGCAUUCCAAUGCAUUCUCUCUUUACUGUCGUUUUAAAUUUUUGUAAUAUUUGCAUGAGUAAGUAAACUUUAAAUUCGAAUUUUAUGUUCGCAGACGUUGUGGCUCAUUUUAAGUGUGGGCAACUGCUUGUGUAUAAAAUUUUUUGAAAGUCGUCUAUUUACAUUUCAUUACGAUGUAGAUCAUUAUUUAACAAUUUCCGUUGGAACUUUUUGCUGCAUUUCACUGCACCAACGUCUCUUAUCUUUGCCAAAUCUGAUUUAAGAGAUUCGGUAAUUCGAUCAAUCUGAUUUUUGCUAAAACAAAUCGUAUGUGAGCUUUACUCACAAUGAGUGCCAACUUUUUUAUUUGAUCAAAUAGUUUGUAUUUGACUUAAUUUCUUUAUAAGUAAACUUUCGAAAACUGCAAAAUAUUAACUUUAACGGUGUGUUUUAACAUUAAUUGAAGGAAUGCCUGCGCGUAAAUGCACAUAAAUUGAUAAUUUGGCAACAAAUUUCGAGUAAUAUUCUAGCUUUUAUACUUGGGUGCUCGUUUUGUGCUGUGAAAGCGCACAUUUUACAUUUGGAGAGCUCAACUUGUAACGUUUCAAUUGCAAAUGCGACUUGCCUUGGGUCGCUGCAAUCGGCGCUAGCUCCACUUAUAUUUGCUAUUUCUUCUAUUUUUUUUUUUUCUUUUUUGUAUUUUAUAUUAAAAUCGUAUUUUUAAGCUAAGCCAAUAUGUCCUUGCAAUAUUCAAAAGCCACAAAUAACAAAAAAUUAUACGAAAGCUGUCGUAUUAUUUUUUAUUUAUCUUAUAUGCUGGAAUAUAAUUUUUUUCGGUAAUGAAUUUAUUACAUACUAUUAAAUAUAUACACAAAUACAUUUACUCUUUACAUAAAAAAAUAUGUAGUUUACAUUUUGCUGGCCCAGUCGAUGCGGUGCAAAUGACACCCCUAUCGAUGCACCACCGUUUCUUGGGCUUAUUUUAGUUUGUCUUAGUUUUGUUGAAUGUUGUAAAAUUUUUAGUUUACUCUUGUUUUUUUUUGUUUGGUUUUUUUUUUCUAUAAAAAUUGAAUCGCCAUUUGUAAAAAUAUAAGUGAUAGUACAUAAAUACAAAUGAAAAAGUAUAUAUAUAACAAGGAAUAUAAAAUUGAGUGGAAAAAUCUUUGAAAGUGUAAUGAAUGCAUAGAAAUUGUAUGGAAUUCGAACUGUGCAUAGGAAAUAAUCCAUCAAGGAGUGAAGUGGGGUGUCGUUCAUUGAGGAAAUAUUAUUAUAAAUACAUAAACAUAGCGUGAAAAGAAAAGAAAUUUAAAAGAAAAUUAAGAGAUUCAUAUAGCCAGAUAAACACACACACGCGCACCCACACACAAAUAGACACAUUUAAACAAAAAUAAACAUUGAAAGUAAAUAAUUUAUAUGAAAUAAACAAAAGAAAGCUGUUUAUAUACAUACAUAAGAAUACUAAACGGCCUAGUUAAGCAUUUUUUACUGAACUUUUUAUAAGGAGUCUUGAAGAGGGCUCUCGCGAUAAAAACAAAUGCAUACACUCACACAAAUGAAUUAAAAAUUUAAUACAUAUACAUAUAUGUAUGUAGAUAUGUAUAUGCGUUGGCGGUGUAUUAAUUAAAAAAGAAAGCAAAGCAACAAAUUAAGAGUUAACACAUGCAAUCAUAAAAAAUCAAAUAAGAAAAAGGAUCUGCAAGAGUUGAAUUUUGUAAUUUUUGUUUGUAAUGUGUUUUUGGUUUUUCUUUUUUCUCUUUCAAUGAUCGCUGCAAUAAAUGAUAGAUAAAUGUGUUCGUACUUCACCUCACUCUCUUACAGGUCCCCUAAAUGAAUGUCGAGUACAACAUUUUCAAUGUACACUUAAAUACGCAUCUAAUUUGUAGCUCGAUUAGCAGAGAAUGGAAAGUCAGUCUAACCAAUCGUCAUUUUAUGGCCGAUUGUUUUUACUUUUUUUAAAUGCUGAUUAUUCCUAUUACGGCGCUUAUGUAAAAUGCUGAUUUACUAAAUUUUCUCUUGUCGACGUACAAAGUUGGAUCUUCACAUUAAGGUGGCCAAGUCAAUUUUUAUGUAUUUGUAUGUGUGCAACACUUGAUAAUCUUUGUUUUUUAGCUGAAACAUUUUCAAAUACAAUAUUUGCAGAUUUCUAAUUAGCUGUUUUUGCUUUUUCGUGUUUUUAAUAAAGUCAACAAAAGUUAAUAAAAAUUUAUAAAUUUUAAGAAGCAUUGGAAGUUACUUCAAUCGAUGUAUAAUUGUUUGUUUGUUCGUUUAACGCAUAAGUUAUUAUUAUUAUUAAUAUUUGGAUUUGUGUUAUUUGGCGUAUUGAUAAAGUCUACUGUAUACCCUUAAAAUGCCAAUCCCUACCCUAUGAAUCCCUUCUUCUUCAUUUUCCCUAUUGAUAUAUUAUUUGUCUGUUUAAAUUGAUAGACCGAUAUUGAUUUGAACAGUUUAUCGUCUUAUCAGUAACCUGUAAAGCGCAUAUAUCUUUAAUAUUAAUUGAAAUAAAUAUGAAAUAUAUAUAUAUAUAAUCUCAAACUUAA
This is a messenger RNA of Anastrepha obliqua, 9161 nucleotides long. It is a transcript of the gene msn, whose product is annotated as serine/threonine-protein kinase mig-15. Gene Ontology annotation, molecular function: MAP kinase kinase kinase kinase activity; ATP binding. The transcript is spliced from 17 exons. NCBI's taxonomy places the organism in Eukaryota, Metazoa, Arthropoda, Insecta, Diptera, Tephritidae. The record is from RefSeq and is a predicted model, not a curated record. The coding region runs from base 1070 to 5569 and encodes 1499 amino acids. Gene Ontology annotation, biological process: protein phosphorylation.